AACGCAAACACGCAUAGCAUGACUACAAUACCCCAUCAUUGGUCUAUGGCUGAGGCGGUGACUAUACUCAGUGCUUAUAGCACCUUAUGGUACGGCUUAAUAAAAAGAGCUAAUAUUAAGCGAGGGGAGAGCAUAUUGAUUCACUCGGCGGCUGGAGCUGUGGGACAGUCGGCUAUAAACAUGUGUCUCCACUACGGGUGCGAUAUCUAUGUGACGGUUGGGACGGAAGAAAAGAAGGACUUCCUUACGAAGGAGUAUAACAUUCCUGUGAACCGGGUAUUCAACUCAAGAGAUACUCUCUUCAAGAAUCAAAUAAUGGAUGCGACGAAUGGAAAGGGAGUCGAUAUUGUGAUUAACUCCCUGUCCGGUGAUAAAUUGGACGCCAGUAUUGAAUGUUUGGCCAAAAAUGGUCGCAUAAUAGACGUCGAAAAAUAUGAUAGAUUUGGUGAAAGGAAUGCAAACUAUGUUGUCAAGAACAAUUUGCAGCUGAUCAUGGCACAUUUUGAUAACGACAUUGAAUUUCUGAAUGAGUUUUACGAUUGGAUGCAUAAGAACUGUACGAAUGGUUGCGUAAAACCAAUCAAUUAUACGGUAUUUAAUGCCUCGGAGGCCGAGAAGGCGUUCCGAUUCAUGACAACCGGUAAACACAUCGGGAAAGUAGUCCUCAAAAUGAGAGACGAAGAGAUGGACAGACAGCCCCUGAAAGCCAUUAAACCGGCCGUCGAUAUGAUGGUUACGGUUAAGACGCGUUUCAAUCCAAACAAAGUCUAUAUAAUCACCGGUGGAUUAGGCGGUAUGGGCCGGGAGAUGAUACCAUGGAUGCAAAAAUUAGGGGCCAGAAAAUUUAUGGUCACGUCUCGCACGGGUAUCCAAAACAAUUACAUCGAGUUUGUGGUCAAUCGCUUCCGAAAUGACAGACACUAUUCGUCCGAUUGGUUGGUGUCGACCGCCGAUUGUGUGACAACCGAAGGCACACAACAACUCCUAAAAGAGGCCCAAAAGUUAGGGCCCAUUGGAGGGGUAUUUCAUUUGGCUGUCAACCUAUCGGACGGUUUUGUAGCGAACCAUACGAUCGACACGUUUGGCGUAACGAUUGACGUAAAGGCAAAGAUUUUGGUGAAUUUGGAUCAACUGAGCCGCCAAUUGACCUACGAAUUGGACUAUUUUGUCGCAUUCACGUCGAUCGGCACCGGAAAAGGUACCGCCUCGUUGACUAACUAUGGCUACGCGAACUCCGUGUGUGAGCGUAUUUGCGAGGCGAGGCGUCGGGAUGGUCUACACGGCCUGGCUGUACAGUUAGGGCCCAUCGGUGAUGUGGGCAUGGUUGAAUACUUGCAGCACCGGGAUGAAAUAUAUCGAGUGACCGCUUUAAAACAAGUGAACGCCCAUUCGUAUUGCCAUUUGUUGGACACAUUGUUGGCUAUUAAUACACCAGUUGUCACAGCAUUUGCGUAUCAAGAUACUAAACUGGCGACCCAUGGCACCAGACAAUCGCGCAUGGUGGAGGAUUUAUGGCAUCAAUUAGGCAUCGACCCUGAUUCUACGCCAGACACGGUUACAAUUGGUGAUAUAGGCGUCGAAUCGUUAUUCGCUGUUGAAAUACAGUACGAGUUCGAGCGGCAAUGGCAUAUCCAGGCUAGUUUAUAUCACGUUCGAACUAUCAAUAUCGGAAUGCUAAAAGAUUACGGGCACGGUGACUAUCUACCGUUAAAAAGUCACAUUGAUGCCAUGGUAUCGUUAUCCAGCGCCCUGUCCAACCAAGUGUUUAUCUUAGCUAGCGACAAAUAUACCAAGCUUAAUAAUAUUGAAACCGGACGACCCAUUUAUAUUAUGCCGACGUUAACGGCUAACUUUUCGGCGUUCGCCGAUUGGGCCCAAAGACAUGAUCGUCCCGUAAUCGGGCUUAACUGGACCCGCGGGUUGAACAAACUGAGCUCGCUCACUGAGGUAAACGGGCAUUUCGAAAAAUUACUUCAUCACCUGGAGCCUAAUGGCGCGUUCGACGUGGACUACUUUCCCGAUGUGUUUACCGGUUGUCAUGAAUCGGAACGCCUUCUCGGCCUCCGAGGCAUUAAAUACCGUAUAAUUGAUUGGUUUGACGCAACCAUUCGUACAGUUCUUAUGCAUCCAAUCGUAAAACUCAUUCAGGAAUUCAAAGUCCUCAUUGGAAUGUGCCAUGAUCAGUUGCAUAUUGUGCUUAACAACAUAGUUUGCAUUCCGUUUACCAAGUCUAUCAUACUUUUCAACGUCUAUUAUGCGACCAUUUUUAGCCAAACAGUCAAUACUAGCGCCCAGUUUGUCACCGGACAGGGAGUUAAUCACAAUAUCGACUCCCUUUCCGUUCGUCACAUCCAUUAUGUGAUUCUUGAAGAGAGUAUCUCUUGA
Messenger RNA from Oppiella nova, 2385 nucleotides. The record is from the annotation of a GenBank genome assembly. Lineage: Eukaryota; Metazoa; Arthropoda; Arachnida; Sarcoptiformes; Oppiidae.